Messenger RNA from Seminavis robusta, 915 nucleotides. NCBI's taxonomy places the organism in Eukaryota, Bacillariophyta, Bacillariophyceae, Naviculales, Naviculaceae. The record is from the annotation of a GenBank genome assembly.
AUGAAUAUCCCAAGCCAUAUUGUCAUCCUUCACAAGGGCAUCCAAGAUGAUGACAGCGACUCCGUCAUUACAUUCAACGAUGGUGAAGUUUCUCGGUUCGAUAGCCUCAUGGCCAACAACGUAAGUCACUGCAUCAAAUACCCAAGGUUCAACCAGAGCCCGCAGCCUGCGCCAAUCAUGGAGCAGCAGGAACAGGUUUGCAACUCCGGCCCCCGACGCAUUGCGAGACGAAGAUGCAGCGUGCGACUGCCAAAGAAGUUCCUGUUUCAUCAUAUUGAGUCAGCUACAGAGUCCGAUGGAGAAACCGAGCCUGAAGAGCCCGCCAGCGUUGCCGAGGUGCAACAGGCGAUCAAGAUCGUCGAUAGCGAUCUGCACACUCCUAGUUUGGAUACUUCUUGCUUCAACCUUGACAGUGGCAGUGGAUCAUCUGAGCUUCAGGCUUACGCAAAAGAGGAAAUAUGGGGUGAAUCAGAUGCCCGCAUCGGUCAAGAAGAGAAACGAGUUUCCUCCUCGUUUGCCCCAUUGCCUCCUCGACGAAAGGAGAGCUUUCAUGUGUCCGCCAUUGAAGACUUCAUUGAAGAUCUCUUGUCCCAAAGCAAUGCAAGCACUGGCAUCAAGUCCUUUGAAGACGAAGGGGACCUCACGAAUGUGCUUCUCCCCUGCCGAGACGAUCUCCAAGAAGAGGAAAAUCUCCGUCGUCGCCGUAGCCAGGUCAUGCCGCCAAGGCUCCCCAAACGAAAGGGAAGCACAACUGGAAUUGACAACAGCUUGCUACCCUUGCCGUCGUGCAAUCCUCGUACUCCGAGCAGAGUCGAACGUUUCUCUCGCAACGCAGAGGCCCUGUCGACGUCGCUGCACCGCCAGCAGCCCGCACGCAAAGUGGUUCUCCACAUGUCAAACUCAAGGAGUGCCUAG